Molecule: messenger RNA, 2995 nt
Organism: Yamadazyma tenuis ATCC 10573
Lineage: Eukaryota; Fungi; Ascomycota; Pichiomycetes; Serinales; Debaryomycetaceae
Source: RefSeq, a predicted model, not a curated record
CACUGGCAUGUCUACCAUCACACAAACGGAAAACGGAACGGUUGCCAGCGUGGAGCCCACCACGUCCAGGGGUUACGCCUUGGGGGAAAGAGGUGCCCAUAACAUCGCCUUGGGUUUUAACCAUCCUUACCCACUCCCUAAGUUCACAGACAAGCACCAAGAAAGAACAUGGAUCAAACAACAUAUGGCAGGUGCCUUCCGGAUUUUUGCCAGAAAGGGAUACACAGAAGGAACCGCAGGACAUAUUUCCGUCAGAGACCCUGUUGAUCCGAACACCUUUUGGAUAAAUCCGUUAGCUAAGCACUUUGGGUUGAUCAAAGCUUCGGACUUGGUCCAUGUUGACGAAGACGGCAAUAUCUUACCAGAUGGUGCCCAAACUGCCAUUAACGCCGCCGGGUUUUCCAUCCACUCGGCCCUCCACAAAGCUAGGCCUGACGUACACGCUGCUUGUCAUACCCACUCUCCGUACGGAAAGGCUUUCAGUGCCUUGGGAAGACCUUUGGAAAUGAUCAACCAGGACGUUUGUACUUUCUACAAGUCCCACUCGGUGUACACUGAUUUUGGUGGGGUGGCGUUGGAAGCCAGAGAGGGUAUUGAAAUAGCCAAGAGCGUGGGGAACGGUAAGGGAGCCAUUUUACAAAACCAUGGACUCAUCACCGUGGGCCAGACGGUGGAUGAAGCGGCAUAUUUGUACACGUUGAUGGAGAGAUCUUGUGAAUGUCAAUUGUUGGCGGAAGCAGCCCUUAGACCCGGUGAAUCUUUGAAGAUCAUUGGAGAUGAAGAGGCUGCUUAUACGGAAUAUAGCGCAUCAGACCCCGACACGUUAUACACCGAGCUCCAACCUGACUUGGAGAUGGAGAAGGCCUUGAAUCCUGACUUUUUGGAUUAGGGUCUAGAUAUUUGUAGGGGUGUAUAUUGUUUAUUAUAGUAUAGUAUCAACACUAACUUCAAAUGCUCUUAUCGCGAAUCAUCCAAUUAUUGUCCCUUAACUAAGCUGCAACAAAUAUGUUUUCAGUUCUAGAUGGUUCGCUCAACCCCGUGAAGAGAAGGUGUUUAAAGCAUAUUGAUGAACCUCGACUUUCCCCCAAGAUAUCUCAGCGGAAGGUGCAUAUCAAGAACAUUGUGGGAGAUAAAGCAAGAUCCAGGAAUGGCUGCCUAUUAUGCCGAAAGCGCAGGAGAAAAUGCGAUGAAAAGAGCCCUUCUUGUGGGUUAUGUGUCCUCAGGGGAUACCAAUGCUGCUACAACCGUGAUGGGACUAGUGGGUCCAAUUUGAAGAAAAUUGAACGGUCUCCGGCCAAUUGGUCUCUCAUUAGCGGACCUGUUGUUAUCGAAGUGUCAGGAGGUGAAAGAGAACCGUUGGAACAAAUCACAAACUCUUUAGAGGUAUGGACUCCGAAGGUAACUGAUUCUUUUGAGCCCAUGUUUCUCCUAUCUCCAUCCUCUUCCUUAAGCUUAUUUCUUGAUAAAACCGGUUUGCUCUAUCUAGAGUAUUUCAGGUCCCAUGUCACUGACAUUCUUUGUGUUUCCAAGUUCAACUAUUUUAAUGAACUUUUCUUACCGUUGGCGCAUCAUGAUGAGGCAUUUGCAUUGAUAAUGGCAGCUUGGGGCGGAUUUUUUUACAAAGGGAAGAAAGUAGACAAACAAGUGUCCAACUACUUGUAUAAUUCUGUCAUAAAGUUUAAGCAGAACUUCAACAACCCGGAGCAAAUGUCUAAGCUCAACUACUACUUUCAGAUAUGCUACUAUUUGAUUUUGGUAGGAUAUAACAUUUGUAAUGGAGAUACUCAGAACUGGGCAAAAUUCUUGCUGAAUUGCUAUAAUAGCAUUAAGGAGUACGGGGGUAUCCAACAGCUUUGUGAGUCUUUCCACUACUCAAAUGAUGUAAGGUUUUUGGUCUCAAGCUUUCAGUAUCAUGAUAUCAUGUCUUCGGACUCUGCUAAAAACGGAACUCUCGUGUCCAUGGAAGAAUACAACAGAACGUUCAACCAUGAAAAUUUCAAAAUGACUGAAGUUGCUUAUGGAAUAGACUCCCUUCAAGGAUGUAACCGGCCGAUUUACACACUUUUGGGGGAGCUCAUUAACUUAAAGGUUCAAAUCAGGAGAAUGUGCAAACACAAUGACAUGCACAAACAGGAGAAUUCCAACUCCAUAGAAGCAGAAUCCCGGAUUUUAUACCAAAAUAUAAUAGAUGCCCAGCCCAAUGGAGAGUUGGUAUUUCUUCUCCCAGAGGACGAGAAACCUCUCCACUUGAGCUCGUUCGAACUUUAUCGGGUGUGUUGUAAACUCAACUGGUUCUUGUACAUCAAAGGAUUGCUUCCAGUAGAGCCCAAAAUCCAGUGCUUGGUGUUGGAAACUCUUUCAUUGGUCGAUCGACUCAUCCACUCCAAGUUCCAGGUGGUGAUUUGCUUACCCUUGCUCAUGGCUGGGAUAUGUUGUGUUAAAACUCGUGAACGAGAGAAAGUAAGCCGGAUAUUCGAAACCAUAUCCAAGUCUUGCCCCGUGCCAAAUGUUUCUAAGUGCUGGACAAUUGUCCAAAUGGCAUGGAAAUCAAGUCCCGAAGGCACACUGAUAACCAACUGGGAAGAUAUAUGCAACCAAUUUGACUGGCACCUAAAUGUCUGUUAAUGGACAGCCUACAAGUUUCGCUCCAUAGAUAUAUAUGGUUGUUAAACGUCCAGCUCAACUUUUAUCAAGAGGUUGAUUAGGUCAACGAAAUCAGGAUUCCUAUUAAUAGUUUUAUUCAGGCUGAGCCUGGAAUUAUUUAACUUUGGAAGUGCAGUUUUUAGUAAGUGUGGGCAAGAGAUAGAAGUCAACCAAAUGAGAACGCGAUUUGCUAUUCGUAGAUAAUUACCAAACUCAAUUUGAAAGAGAGCCUUAGAGAGUGAUAUGGAGUCUCCAGUUAAUAGGGGAGAUGAAGAAUCAGGUUUUGUAGAGCCACCAACUACAUGAUACAAGCAAUAAAAAUAUACGUAAAUUUAAUGCUUAGACUUGAGUC